Rhipicephalus sanguineus (brown dog tick) is the source of this 606-nucleotide messenger RNA. RefSeq lists its product as uncharacterized. The record is from RefSeq and is a predicted model, not a curated record. Bases 39 to 551 code for a protein of 170 amino acids. The transcript has 3 exons. Lineage: Eukaryota; Metazoa; Arthropoda; Arachnida; Ixodida; Ixodidae.
UAUGCUGUUCGGACUCGCAGGAAGGUGCGCUGGGCUACAUGCUGCAACGAGGGUCUUCCUUCGGCGAAUCCACGCGACUUCUGCUGUCGCUGUCGCUGGCCGGUCGGUGGUACGCCUCCGUCGCGGGAAGCAAGAACAAGAGCUCCUACGCGGUUGGCGCCAAGUGCAAACCCUUCGAGUUCGCCAACGGCGUAAACGAACUCGACUCACGAGUAACUGCGUGCACCGAGCAGCACUACGUCGCCCACGUGACAAGAGACGAGCGGCGCGAGGUGAUGAGCACCUACGACGAGAACGCCGGCUUGGCGUUCGUGUUCGACAGCGAGCAGACGCUGUACGCCAAGGUGUGCAAGGCGCGGAACGCCCUGAAGAACGUCCGGCCCUUGGGACUAGCUGUCUUCGACGCCGAAUUCGACGACUGGUCCAAUACGUGCACGAGCUGGAACAAGUUUGGCAGCUACCCGCUCAUGCGUGCUGCACGAAAAGCAGUAAACGCCGCCGGCGUGCGCAACGCCACGCGCACGUUGGACUGCGCUCAGUUGCCAGCGUGAAUCGGCGCUCGCCAGUAAACGUAGCCUGGAAGUCCAUUGGCGUUGCCGACGACGU